AUCAUUUUCAAAAUCGCAGACUCAAGAGAGAGAAAAUUCCGAGACUGCAAAAAAGAGAGAGAAGAAAGAGCUACGAGACUUUCGAUAGCGAGAAAGAAAAAAAUAGUGAGAACUGAGAAGUGACUCUAUCAGUAUCUAUAACGAGAACUUGAGAACCAAAAACGACACUGUCAACAAUGUCGUACACGAAUCUACACAAACCUCUCAUUUUCUAAUCACUUUCAAACAAAAAAAAAAUUAAUUCUCAUCGCCGCGUUUGCCCCCUUUCCUACGUCGUUUUCGUUUCCGACGACAGUACUAAACUACCGUGUACGACAUGAAUCGUUUAGGGUUCAAAACUGAGGUAUUCGAAGGCGACGUGCGUUUAGGUGAACUUGACGUCGUUCCGGUAACCGCUUUUCAGAACUUCCGAUUCCCAAACAACGAGAUUCGCAUCCACCAUAGAACCUUCAGAAGUGAGCGUUGUCCUCCUCUUUCGAUUCUUCAAACUGUUUCCGCAUUCAAUGUUCGAUGUAAACUCGAUUCCUCACUCUCCGUUGAACAACCGUCUUUAAUCAACCUUCACGCUUCGUGUUUCCAUGAAAUGAAGACGGCGGUGGCGGUGGUUGGAGACGAGGAGCUUCAUCUAGUGGCGAUGCCGAGUAAGAGGAAAAAGUUUCCGUGUUUUUGGUGCUAUGCUGUUCCGGCGAGACUUUACGAUGCGUGCAUGGCGAUGUUGAAUUUGAGGUGUCUUUCGAUUGUGUUCGAUUUAGAUGAGACUUUGAUUGUUGCGAACACGAUGAAGUCCUUUGAGGAUAGGAUCGAGGCGUUGCGUAGUUGGCUUUCGAGGGAGACUGAUCCGUUGAGGGUGCAGGGUAUGUCUGGUGAGCUUAAGCGUUAUUUGGAGGAUAGGUUGUUGUUGAAGCAGUUUGCUGAGACUGAUUCUGUUGUUGAUAGUAACGGAAAACAGUAUCAGGUUCAGAUGGAGGAGGUGCCGUCUUUGUCGGAACAGAAAGUUCUUCGACCUGUUGUUAGGUUGCAAGAUAGGAAUAUUGUCCUCACUCGAAUCAAUCCUGAGAUUCGUGAUACGAGUGUACUAGUGAGGUUACGGCCUGCUUGGGAGGAUUUAAGAUGCUAUUUAACUGCAAAAGGACGCAAGCGGUUUGAAGUGUAUGUUUGUACUAUGGCUGAAAGGGAUUAUGCUUUGGAAAUGUGGAGGCUUCUUGACCCAGGGGGACAUCUUAUAGGUUCAAAACAAGUCUUUGAUCGUGUAAUUUGUGUCAAAUCAGGCUCCAGGAAAUCUUUACUAAAUGUUUUUUACGAUGGUAUGUGCCAUCCAAAAAUGGCAAUGGUGAUUGAUGAUCGUUCAAAGGUUUGGGAAGACAAGGACCAGCCCAGGGUUCAUGUUGUUCCAGCCUUUACUCCUUACUAUGCUCCUCAAGCAGAGACAGCCAAUGCUGUCCCAGUUCUAUGUGUAGCAAGAAAUGUUGCAUGCAAUGUCAGAGGUUGUUUUUUCAAAGAAUUUGAUGAGAAUUUUUUACAAAGAAUUGCGGAAAUCUUCUUUGAAGACGAGGUUGGUAGUUUACCUCAUCCUCUGGAUGUGAGCAGCUACUUGAUGUCCGAGGAGAUGCCAAAUGGUAAUGCUAAUGCUAAUGCCCCCAUUAGUGAAGGAAUGGGUGGUGCAGAAGUUGAACGCAGGUUAAACCAAUCUGAUGAUAAGCUUUCUGCUGAUUUAGUAACUCGACCUAUGGCAAACAGUGUUGAGUUCAGACAUGAAGCCUCUCAGCCAACUGCUGGCAUGAUUCCAAAUGUCACUGGCACUGGAUCUUCAAGACCCCUGAUUCCUUCUCAGAAACCUGGUUUGCUUGGACCUCCGGUCAAACCUGACAGCAGUUUUAUUGAUCGUGAUUAUGACAUGAAAAAAGGGCUAUUAACUAUGAGGCAUGGUCCAGAUAUAAGAGGUCAAAGUUCAGCUGAACCCCCUCUGAUAUCGAGGCCACCCAUUCCAGCAUACGGAGGCUGGUUAGUAGAAGAUGAUAUAAGCAACAAAACUCAGACAAAUAAUUUUCCUUUUCCAUCCGCUAAAGAAUCUAAUGUGGUAAAGUCUGAAAAGCUUCAGGGGCAACCAAAACCAUUUUCUCAUAGUAUGUCAGUUUCAGCUACCAAUGUUUCACUCCCACAAACAUCACAACAACUUAAGGCUGAAGAGGCAACUUCUGUAUCUGAUUUUCAGAGGCAGAAUAUUCCAUCUAGGUCUCAGCUAUCAGAUGAUGAGAUAUCUCCAAAUCAUGCAUCUUCUAAUAGCAAAGAUUUUCAAAAUGAAGCUGGAAAAUUGAACUUCGUCCCAUCUCUUUCUAUUGGAGUGCUGCAAGAAAUUGGGAGGCGGUGUUGCUCUAAGGUUGAAUUUAAGUCAAUUGUAAGCACCAGCAAAGACUUACAAUUUUCAGUCGAGGUACUAUUCACUGGUGAGAAAAUAGGCUUUGGUAUGGGUAGGACAAGGAAGGAUGCUCAACAACAAGCUGCCGAGAAUGCGCUUCGCAGCUUAGCAGAGAAGUAUGUAGCACAUAUGGAGCCUCAAUGUAGAGCUGUUAAUAGAGAAUUUGACAAGCUUUCUCUUGGACAUGAAAAUGGUUUCUUGUGGGAUGUGGUCAAUCCGGAAACCAGUGAACUGCAGACAGAAGAUGGAUUACCAAGAGAAAGCGCAUCUGAGGCUCCAGAUGCUCCCAAGCCCGUCAAUCAGCAAAUGGAAAAACGUACCAGCUUCCCAAGAACGUCUCAGUCUGUUCCUAGCAAACGAUUGAAGGAAUGAAAAUGUUGCCAGAUGAACAAGAACUACCCUCAUUGCAGAAACUGAAGAAUGUGACAUUCAUGAGACGACAUUUUGGAGGCAAAAUGUUUUUAUCUCUGUCCUUUGCUCGUGUAAAACCUCUAGCAUAGUGGUUUUAGAUAGAUAUGCUGAGGGGUUUCCCUUGCUAAUUUCUGUUACCAUAGAGAAGGGCAUUUUUUUGUUCUGCCCUACCAUUUUCAAUGUUGUAUAAGUUCGAUUGAGCUACUUUUCUUCUUCUUUGUCGUUGAUCCACUACUAAUCCCCUGUGGUUGAAUUUGCUGUGCUAGUUUAUGUAUGUAUCUGUGGUUACAAAGCCUCCAUUGUGCUUCUAGGAUGAAACUCAAUAGUGUACCUUCUGCCAUCAGAUGUUCUCCACCGCAAUAUUUAAUACCCAAACAAACAUGUUAGUUGUCGGUUU
This is a messenger RNA of Cicer arietinum (chickpea), 3224 nucleotides long. Its product is annotated as RNA polymerase II C-terminal domain phosphatase-like 2. Gene Ontology annotation, molecular function: RNA polymerase II CTD heptapeptide repeat phosphatase activity. Lineage: Eukaryota; Viridiplantae; Streptophyta; Magnoliopsida; Fabales; Fabaceae. The record is from RefSeq and is a predicted model, not a curated record.